Messenger RNA from Dibothriocephalus latus, 126 nucleotides. NCBI's taxonomy places the organism in Eukaryota, Metazoa, Platyhelminthes, Cestoda, Diphyllobothriidea, Diphyllobothriidae. The record is from the annotation of a GenBank genome assembly.
AUGCACGCAGCCGCAGUCCUGAAGGCAAGUGGCGCAGAGAAGAAUUUGUUGGGUGUUUUCGGUGGAGACGAUGGGGCAGGCUUCCUCUCCUCCUGUGAAGUCUAUGACGUCAUUCGGGACAGGUGA